Messenger RNA from Centruroides sculpturatus (bark scorpion), 3598 nucleotides. RefSeq names its product slit homolog 3 protein-like. NCBI's taxonomy places the organism in Eukaryota, Metazoa, Arthropoda, Arachnida, Scorpiones, Buthidae. The record is from RefSeq and is a predicted model, not a curated record. The transcript has 4 exons. Gene Ontology annotation, molecular function: protein binding. The annotation marks the transcript as partial.
CGAGGCUUGAAGACGUCGGAACUUCUAAAUGUAACGUUUCGCAAUGUUUCGUCGCUGACUUCAUUGACCAUCAAAAACUACAACUUUACUUUAUUUCCCAACAAACCUUUCCGUGAAUUAGUUAAUCUUUCCGAAUUAUACAUCAUUCAAGGCAAGUUAAGAGUUUUACCCGAAGAUUUAUUUUAUAACCUUAACAAUUUGACAAAACUGGAUUUAUAUUACAACGACAUUGAAUCCGUUCAUCCACUCGUAUUUAGAAAUCUCGUCAAACUCGAAUAUUUGGAGUUAGGUUGGAAUCGGUUAAAAGAUUUACCCAGUGAUACGUUGAAUGGUCUUUCUCACUUAAGGACAUUUUGUAUUACUAACAACCGACAAUUAUCAGAAAUACCGCCUGGAUUCUUUAAGAAACUGUUUAACUUGAAUGAAUUUUAUGCACGGUUUUGUUCUAUUUCUUCACUCGAAAAAGAUGUAUUUUAUGACUUGAUUAAUUUGAAAAUCGUCUCUUUAAAUUCCAACCGAAUUGAACAUCUCCCACCAAAUCUGCUGAAAAAUAACAAACUGCUGACACGAUUUUCCUGUUCGUUCAAUAAAAUAGCGAAACUUCCGACAGGAAUUUUUCACGGACUUUCUGAACUGCAAUGGUUAUCGUUGCGAAAAAACAGUUUAGAAAAUCUUCCCGAAGAUGUUUUUCAGAAUUUGUCGUCAUUGGAGACUCUCAUUCUAUCAGAAAAUCGCCUGACGUUUUUACACGAAAACCUCUUCCUCCCGUUGACUAAAUUAAAGGAUCUCGAUCUAUCUGAAAACAAUUUAACUAAAAUUAUCGGUGAGCAUCCAUUUGGCAGCAGCAAGCAUCUGCGUACUCUCGCUUUAUAUAAUGCGGGUUUGACACAAUGGCCGUUGAUAAAUUGGUCAGAAUACAACUUCACUGAAGUGAUUCUCUCAAAUAAUCAUUUUGAAACCGUCAAAUUGCCAAUUUACACUCCAAAUCACGUGAAAAUUCUUCUCUCUAAUUGUAAAAUCAGAACAAUUUAUGUGGAUGAGUGGAAAUACGGAUUUCAAAUGCCGAUUUAUCAUUUAAAUAAUAAUAAAAUCACUUGUGAUCACAAACUGCAGCAAUUCAACUUUACCCUUACAUCAAAUAGGGAAAUCGCAAGGAAAAUGUUUCCAAAUAUAGAGAAGACGAAAUGUUACGGAGAAGAAAGAAAUUUGCUGGAUGAUACAUCUUUCGUAGUCAUAGGAAAUUACUUUCCGAUGAAUUGCGAUUGUUCUGCACAAGAUAAUCUCGUGAUGUUGAAUUGUUCCGGAAAGGGAAUCGACCGAAUUCCCGAAGUUCUCCUCCCGAAUGCCACGAUUGUCGAUUUGAGAUGGUUGCUUAGAAACAGUCAGAAGAUUGCAGAUUUCUCCGAUGUUUUCUGCGCGAGAAAUUCGUCUUCUGUGACUUUCACCGAAAUUGUUUCUAAUGAUCGAUGCACACAAAUUUUAGAAGAUAAUUUGGCUUUUUCAGUAAAUGUUUCGUGUGCAAAAUGCGUGUUUUCCGACGAAGUUAGUUCUGUUUUAGGAUGGAAAAUCGCAGUGGCUAUUCUUACUUCGCUAAUGAAAUGUCGAUUCAAUGUCACCGACGUCAUAAUUUAUCGUGUUGUCGACGUAGCAACAGUAAGGAUAUCGACUAUUGCCAGUUCGGAAUUCUGUUUUAUUCUUGAUUCAUUUUUGAGGAUCGUACUUGUGAGAUUCGUCUGUCGAUGUAAAUGCAAGACUCAUUUGGACGAGAUGAGGUGGGUUAUCUUUUCGCAAUUCCUAUUUCUUGUGGUUAAUUCCUGUCAAGAGUUUUGGCAACAUUGGGGGAAUGUUUCUUGUAUGUCAUUGGCAAACAGCUGCGACGAAUCAAAGAACUUUUCCCGCGUUCAAAUAUUCGAUAGAAUCUUAUCCAUCAAGUGCGGCGCGGAAACGAUUGACUCUGGUUUGAUGCGAUGUUUGGACGUUAGAAAAGUACAAGAUAUAAAAUUUACAGAUUGUUAUCUGUCAGGGAUUGACUUUGGAAUCUUCACUUUUGGGUAUGAAAUCGAACACGUCAAGAUAUGGUACAAAACCUACCGGCAUAACAGAAACUUCGAGAGCGCCUCGUUUAAUGACAUGUCCUCUCUGCGAUCUGUCGACAUACAAAACGUGAAGACCUCGGAACUUUUUAAUUUAACAUUUCACAAAUUUCCAUCGCUGAAUUCAUUAAAAAUUGAAGGUUAUAACUUCACUUUAUUUCCAAACAGACCUUUCCGAGAGUUAAUUAAUCUUUCCGAAUUAUACAUCAUGCGUGGAAAUUUAACAGUUUUACCAGAAGAUCUAUUUUAUAAUCUUCACAAAUUGACACAACUUGAUUUAAGUGACAAUAAAAUUCAAUCGAUUCAUCCACUUGUCUUUAGAAAUCUCAUCAAACUCGAUAUUUUAUCCUUAAAUCUUAUUAUUAGUGACAAUCGUAAAUUAUCAGAAAUUCCGUCCGGAUUCUUUAAGAAACUGCACAACUUGACUGUUUUUUCUGCAUUGGGUUGUUCCUUGUCUUCACUCGAAGAUGAUGUAUUUUCUGACUUAAUUAAUUUGAAAUACGUUGGUUUAAGUUUUAACCGAAUUGAACAUCUCCCGCCAAAUCUUCUGAGAAAUAACAAACGACUGACACAGUUUUCCUGUUCGUAUAAUAAAAUAUCGACACUUCCAGCACGAAUUUUUCAUGGACUUUCUGAACUGCGAGAGUUAGACUUGGCGAAAAACCGGUUAGAAAAUCUUUCCGAAGAUGUUUUUCGUAAUUUGUCGUCAUUGCAAAAACUUGAUUUAUCAGAGAAUCGCCUAAAAUUUUUACCCGAAAACAUCUUCCUCUCAUUGAGUAAUUUAACUCGUCUCGAUCUAUCUAAGAACAAUUUAACUAAACUUACUGGUGAACGUCCUUUUGGCAGCAGCAAGUAUCUGCGUACCGUCCGUUUAAACAAUGCAAGUUUGACACAAUGGCCGGUGAUAAAUUGGACAGAAUACGACUUGACUAAAGUCGAUUUUUCAAAUAAUCAUUUUGAAACUGUCAAAUUGCCAAUUUACACACAAAAUCACAUGCACGUGUAUUUGCUUAACAGUAAAAUCCGAACAAUUUAUUUGGAUGAGUGGAAAUAUGGAUUUCAAAUGCCGAUUUAUUAUAUAAUUAGUAACGAAAUUAAUUGUGACCGAGAACUACAGCAAUUCGUUUCUGUCUUUAAGUCAAAUAGAGAAGUAGCAAAGAAAAUGUUUCCAAAUAUAGAGAAGACGAAAUGUUACGGAGAAGAAAGAAAUUUGCUGGAUAAUACAUCGCUCGUAGUCAUAGGAAAUUAUUGUCCGAUAGAAUGCGAUUGUUCUGCUCAACUAAAUCACCUGUCAAUUGUUCCAGAAAGGGAAUCGACGGAAUUCCCGAAGUUCUCGUCCCGAAUGCCACGAUUGUCGACUUGAGUAAUAACUACAUAAAGGAGUUGUCAAAUGUCGAUUGUGUGACGUGGAAGAACGUCACCCAUCUGCGUCUGAGUAAUAAUUUAAUAAGUAACAUUUCGGAUUAUUUUCUUUUGCCAAACCUGAAAUUUCUGUGGUUGGACAG